Microtus ochrogaster (prairie vole) is the source of this 2603-nucleotide messenger RNA. RefSeq names its product polypeptide N-acetylgalactosaminyltransferase 14 (gene Galnt14). Gene Ontology annotation, molecular function: polypeptide N-acetylgalactosaminyltransferase activity. NCBI's taxonomy places the organism in Eukaryota, Metazoa, Chordata, Mammalia, Rodentia, Cricetidae. The transcript has 15 exons. Gene Ontology annotation, cellular component: Golgi apparatus. Bases 506 to 2191 code for a protein of 561 amino acids. The record is from RefSeq and is a predicted model, not a curated record. Gene Ontology annotation, biological process: protein O-linked glycosylation.
GGCGGGAGGCGGUAGCGCCCCCUCUCAGAGCCGGGUUCCCUCCCGCCCAGCUCUUGCUCGGAGUCAGUCUGUCUGUCGGGCCCGCCCUCCCUCCGCGCUCCCUCCUCCUCGUGCUCCUCCUGGGGUGCCGGGCAGAGCCUCGGGUUCUACCUUCCCGACUGCUCCAGGCGGUUUCCCUCGCGGCGGCGGCGGGCAAAGGCAGUCACGGCGCGCAGCAGCAUCUCGGCGGUCACCGCGGCUCUCCGGCUGGAGCGGGCGCCCUACUGAGCUGCCCCUCGUCCCUUCCCGGCCGCGUCUCGAGUCUCCGGCGCCCCUCACCGCUUGGUCCCCGGCUGUGGCUUCUCUCUGAAGCGGGAGGGGCAGGAUCCCACAACCCAACAUCGGGAUCCCCGGAGAAGCUUUUCUCUUAGAGAGAGGCGCUCGGCGACUCGUGCCCCGCCGCCCCUGACCGCCGGGGGGUGCCCCAGGGACGCGUCGCCGCCGAGAGGAACAGGCAGAGGGGACCAUGCGGCGCCUGACUCGCCGCCUGGCACUGCCCAUCUUCGGGGUGCUCUGGAUCACCGUGCUGUUGUUCUUCUGGGUCACCAAGAGGAAGUUGGAGGUGCCGGUGGGACCCGAAGUGCAGACCCCCAAGCCUUCCGAUGCGGAUUGGGAUGACCUGUGGGAGCAGUUUGACGAGCGGCGGUAUCUGAAUGCCAAAAAGUGGCGCGUCGGCGACGAUCCCUACAAGCUGUAUGCCUUCAACCAGCGGGAGAGCGAACGGAUCUCCAGCAAUCGGGCUGUCCCAGACACACGCCAUAAGAGAUGUUCGCUGCUGGUGUACUGCACAGACCUUCCUCCCACCAGUAUCAUCAUCACCUUUCACAACGAGGCACGCUCCACUCUGCUCAGGACCAUCUGCAGUGUGUUAAACCGCACCCCUAUGCAUCUGAUCCAGGAAAUCAUAUUAGUGGAUGACUUCAGCAAUGACCCUGAGGACUGCAAGCAGCUGGCCAAGCUACCCAAGGUGAAGUGCUUGCGCAACAGUGAGAGGCAAGGUCUGGUGCGGUCCCGGAUGCGGGGUGCGGACAUCGCCCAGGGCACCACUCUGACAUUCCUGGACAGCCACUGUGAGGUGAACAGGGAUUGGCUGCAGCCCCUGUUACAUAGGGUUAAAGAGGAUUACACAAGGGUAGUCUGCCCCGUCAUUGACAUCAUUAACCUGGACACCUUCAAUUACAUUGAGUCUGCCUCAGAACUCAGAGGGGGGUUUGACUGGAGCCUGCACUUCCAGUGGGAGCAGCUCUCCCCAGAGCAGAAGGCUUUGCGCCUGGACCCCACCGAGCCCAUCCGGACUCCAAUCAUAGCUGGAGGGCUCUUCGUGAUUGACAAAGCCUGGUUUGAUUACCUGGGUAAAUAUGACGUCGACAUGGACAUCUGGGGUGGGGAGAACUUUGAAAUCUCCUUCCGAGUGUGGAUGUGUGGAGGCAGCCUGGAGAUCAUCCCCUGCAGCCGGGUGGGGCACGUGUUCAGGAAAAAGCAUCCAUAUAUUUUCCCUGAUGGAAACGCCAACACAUACAUAAAGAACACCAAGCGGACAGCUGAAGUGUGGAUGGAUGAAUAUAAACAGUACUACUACGCAGCCCGACCUUUCGCCCUGGAGAGACCCUUCGGGAACAUUGAGAACAGGCUGAACCUAAGGAAGAAUCUACACUGCCAGACCUUCAAGUGGUACCUGGAGAACGUCUACCCAGAACUCAGGGUGCCCUCAGACUCCUCCAUCCAGAAGGGUAAUAUCCGGCAGAGGCAGAAGUGCCUAGAGUCUCAAAAGCAGAAAAACCAAGAGACUCCACACCUCAGGCUAAGCCCCUGCACCAAGGUCAAAGGAGAAGAAGCAAAGUCUCAGGUGUGGGCUUUCACGUACACCCAGCAGAUCAUCCAGGAAGAGCUGUGCCUCUCUGUUGUCACCCUGUUCCCCGGCGCCCCCGUGGUUCUUGUCCUGUGUAAAUCCGGGGACAAUGACCUUAUCCUUUUCUCUCCUCUGUCUCCUCAGCAAUGGAUGAAGACAGGUGCUCGCAUCGAGCAUAUAGCAUCCCACCUCUGCCUGGACACAGACAUGUUCGGAGACAGCACUGAGGAUGGCAAAGAGGUCGUCGUUAACCCUUGUGAGUCAUCGCUCAUGAGCCAGCACUGGGACAUUGUGAGCUCAUGAGGACCCUAGGCAGAUCCAGCUGCGGAUCAGGGAUGGUGCUUCCCUGAACCAAAAUAAACUGGAACCUAGGCUGUGAACAGCCCAUGUCUGCACCAGGUGCCCUUGACUGGAGGUAGAGCAAAGACCCCCAGGACAGGAGCAACUGACUCAGGGAAGAGGAGGGAAAGGUGACAAACCAGCAGGGCUCAGCAACACCCACAUGUGUGCAAUAUUGUGACAGUCCAUCCUGACCAGGUUUUCUGAAUGGAACCUGGAGAUGGAGAUCUGAUGGGAAGUGUUUGCUGUACCCUUUCUUACAAAACAAGGCACCUUAUGGAGGCCAGAAAGAAGAACUCCUUGUUGCUGUACCAGAACUACAUGGAGGGAUGAGGAAUGGCGACGGUUUUCGGAACAAAUAAAGUUAAUAUUUGAA